GAGCGAGUGCGUCAGAGCACGGAAGUUGUCAUAAAGAGCUAAAAAGAGCUGCAGAGAGUGGCGCUGAUGUUAUAACUUGAAAGUAACCCCCUGUGCUCGCUUUUAGAGCGCCGAGCUGCGAGUGCUCUUCGGAUCCGAAGCUGAGUCCUCCCGCGGUUUGAGCUCGGAGCUGAAGCGGCGUCAUGGAGUGGUUUGGAGGCGGCGUGCUUCGACCUGAACAGGAGCGAGAGGAAAACACGCCCUGCGCGCGCACACACGAGCCCAGUGCGGAGAGCAUGGCGUCCCUGUGCCUGAGUCAGCAGCGCUGUGUGAAGGCCUCGAUCGCGUCGCAGUGGCAGCUGGCCGAGGCACAGAACCAGCUCUGUGGUUUGGAGCUGCACAGCUCAGAGUCUGUGGAGCAGGAGCGCGCCCGAACCCUGGCCUCCUCCGCAGAGCUCUCUCAGACCGAGCAGGAGUGGAGACAUAAAGAGACCAUGCUGGGACGGAGCCCCACUCUGUGCCCGGAGGCCAGCCGAGAUGUGUUUGACAAGAGUAUAAUAAACAGUUCACAGUCUUGGCCUAAUGAAUCCGAUCAUGACAAGAGCAUAAGCUUCAUCCAGCGUAAUGAAGAACUCCUGAAACAUUUUGGUAUGUUGAGGAGGUGGGAUGAUAGUCAGCGCUUUCUAGCAGAGUACCACCAUCUCAUCUGUGAAGAAACGGCCAAUUAUCUGAUCCUGUGGUGCUUCCGUCUGCAGGCAGAGCAGAAAGAGGCCUUAAUGGAGCAGGUGGCUCAUCAGGCAGUCGUCAUGCAGUUUAUUCUGGAAAUGGCCCGCAACUCUCAACAAGACCCACGAGGCUGUUUCCGUCAGUUCUUUCAGAAAGCCAAAGCAGGGCAGGAGGGAUACUUGGACGUCUUCCACACAGAACUCAUCGCCUUUAAGCAGAGAGUUAAAGAGUAUACCAUGAAAUCAAAAGGAGAAACCCCAAAGGAUACAGUGCACCAAAACACACCACCAGGCUGUCGCCUCGACCCCAAGGAGGUGUUGGAGUCUUUGCCACCGGACCUGAAGGCAUGCAUCCAAAUGCAAGAUAUGCAGAUUCUUCAGAAGGUGCUGAGCAGCAUGAACCCGCAGGUGGCAGAAUACCACGUGAAGCGCUGUUUGGAGGCAGGACUUUGGACGAAUAUACCACGAGCCUCCAAAGAAGAGAGUUCAGAAACGGACGAGUGGAGAAUGAUGGAGAGCUAGCAGACGAAACCUCACUAGGAAAACAGCUUUGGGUCGCAGGACAGGAAAAACAAGGGCUGUGCUCAGAGACUUUUAUUUUGUAUCCGUGCCUGAAUGUGUGCUGCACUUUAUAUUUGUUUAAAAGAGAAAGUAUUUUAAAAGAGGUAGGGAACUGUAUUUUGAGGCACUUAUAUUUUUGUGCACAUUUUGUUACACGUGUGUUGCUAACUUUUUCUUCUGUUUUAUCAUUUCAAAAAAAGUUUAGGAAGGUGGUACAUGCAGUAGUGGAAAGAAAAACUUCAUAGUCAUCUUUUUUUCCCCAUAAAUUGGUCAAGCUUUUGUCUCAUGUUUUUUUUUUUUGUUGUUGUUUUUUUUUUCAUAUCUCCACCUUUGGAUUUUUAAUCUACAACGUCCACUGAACAUUCAGACUCCAGCUGCUAUCAGGGAACUGUUUCAUGUGUCGUCUGAGCAUGCACACGGCAGAUAACAGUCAGCUUCCUGCAGACAGACAACAAGGCGAAGCAGGAUCUCCCAUUCUGCUAUCUUCACGAUGGAAACAAGACCUUUGCAAAAAGUAAAUUGUAGGUCCAGUAGUAUGGCAUGAAAGCCAGCAAUAUAGUGUUGUUACCUACAAUUAUAAUGAAAGAGAUUCACAUUCACUAUCACAAUGAAAACAGGGUGCUAGAUGCAUUGGGCUUUUGUGUUUGAUAUGAUGUCAAAAGCAACACAUAGCAUACAUUUAAGGGAUAUUUCACCCAAAAAUCAUUAUUUCUCAAUCUCAUGUUAUUGCAAUUCUGUGUGACUUUAUUUAUUUCUUAUGUUUAACACAAAAAUGUUUUACUCGUACAGUAACAGUCAGUGGUGUCCAAUCAGUGUUGUUUUGGACGCCAUUGACUUUCAUUAUAUGGUCAAAAACAAGAAACAUUCUUCUAAAUAUCUCUUCUUGCAUUUUCCACGGAAGAAAGAAAGUCAUACAUGUUUGUGACAGCAUUAGUGCGAGUAAAUGAUGAGUUUUCAUUUUUUGGUGAACUAUCCCUACAAAUAAGACUUUGAAGAAAUGCCAUUUUGCCUCUCCAUUAAACUGACUGAGAUUAAUUGCAGUAAUUGCGUUGAAACCGCAGAUGCUGUUUGUUUAUCGCAUCCGGCUAGUUUGCGUUGCUUGUACUGCACAAAGAACAUGCGGCAAACCACGAUUUGUGUAACAUUAACAGAAGGCUGUGAUGACAUUGUGCAAGUCUUUACAAUCAGAUCAAAAUCCUCAAUUAAAUCUUUAGACCCACAGUAUCGCUGACUGCUUGAAAUGUUUUAUUUUGCAGUUCAUUAUUAAUAAAAUAACAUCUUAGCAUUUUAUAAAUGUGUUGGCUAGCUCUCUGUACUUGCAGGCAAUAAACUGGCUCAAAACAUACUGUUUUUGAUUGACAAAGCAGGGCUGAAAGCAUGAACGUAGGAUCUAAUGUAUGAUACAUGAUUUUUUGCAUGUCCACUCAACAAAAGGGACAUAAGGCAUCGGUCAUCAAAUUUAAUGAUUAAAUAUUAAACUUAAUAUAUGUGAAGGUGUUGUAAAAACACGAAUGUGAGAGUGAUUGAGAAAAUAUUGAAUUGUUCUUAGAGAUUACAAAAAUAUAAUGUGAACAGUGUUAUUAUAUAUAAAAUCUACAGCUGUUCAUAUGAUUUACUACCAAAAGAAAAACUAGAAAGAGUCGAGCUUCACUGUGUUUAUUGUUUCAAAGAACUUGAAGGAAGCUCAUGACCUGCUUUCUGAAAUGCCAUGCAUUUCACUUAUUUUAUCCAUAUUCAAGAGCAGGGUUUUCUGUCUCUACGAUUUAUACAGUAAUUCGCAAACUACCAUAAAAUAAAUGAAUGAAUGAACACUUCCGUUUGUGGCCUUCAUAACCACAGUUUAUCAAAACAAAAGGACUUCUGAAAACAUU
Molecule: messenger RNA, 3136 nt
Organism: Cyprinus carpio (common carp)
Lineage: Eukaryota; Metazoa; Chordata; Actinopteri; Cypriniformes; Cyprinidae
Product: hsp90 co-chaperone Cdc37-like 1
Biological process (GO): protein stabilization; protein folding
Cellular component (GO): cytoplasm
Molecular function (GO): protein-folding chaperone binding; heat shock protein binding
Source: RefSeq, a predicted model, not a curated record